Molecule: messenger RNA, 386 nt
Organism: Rubroshorea leprosula
Lineage: Eukaryota; Viridiplantae; Streptophyta; Magnoliopsida; Malvales; Dipterocarpaceae
Source: the annotation of a GenBank genome assembly
AUGUAUGUUUACGCACACUGCCGCCAGAUUUGGUUGAAAAUGUCGGUGGCGCAUUUUAACAAACAUUUGGUAGGCAUGAAAGAGAACAGGAACAGCCGAAGGUAGAGCUAUGAUCAGACUGUCUCGGAGACACCAAGACUUCAUGAAACAGUGGAAAUUUCUCCAGAUAAUCUGUUGCACCAAAGGCAUCAUUAAAGUUGGAGUUGGCUGCGGAAUGCUGAGUGACGGGAGUUAUCCACUUCCUCUGGAUGGAGGAGAGCGAGAGAAAAGUAGUGAAAAAAAGGGAAGCCGAUCGCAUAGGCUGGACGCAACUAGGCCUGCCCGCGUUAAAUUUGGCCCAGGAGGUUUUAACUUAAAUUUGUGAUUAAUAACAUAACUAAUUGUAU